Molecule: messenger RNA, 3612 nt
Organism: Drosophila obscura
Lineage: Eukaryota; Metazoa; Arthropoda; Insecta; Diptera; Drosophilidae
Gene: insc
Exons: 4
Coding region: 90-2729 (879 amino acids)
Biological process (GO): asymmetric cell division; regulation of asymmetric cell division; apical protein localization
Cellular component (GO): apical cortex
Molecular function (GO): cytoskeletal adaptor activity
Source: RefSeq, a predicted model, not a curated record
CCCGCAUACGGACGACAACAACGGAGCAGCAUUAAACGGAGGAUUACCUCGGCAUUGUUUAUCGAAUAUAAAAAUAACAAGAAAACGGAAUGUCAUUUCAGCGGAGCUACAGCAAGGUCUGGUGGGGAUCCGACAGCCAAGAGCAUUCAUCGUUGCCAUCGCUCUCAUCCCUAACCAGCGGCGGCUUCUAUUCGCAGUACAGCAACAACAGCCACAGACAGCCCUCGUCGCUGCUGGGCAACCUGUCCUGCAUCCAGGAGGUGGAGGAUGAGCAGAACAACUCCAAGAUAUCGUCGUGGCACAAGCAGGACAGUCCCGGCAGUCUGCGCAGUCAGGAUUCGGGAUUCUCGGACAAUGAGGAAUCCCACCAGCUGGUGCUGCAACAGCAACUGCAAAAGGAGACACCAGAUGAAACACAAACGCCCACGGCUUCGCCCGGGUCCGUCCAUUCCGUGGCCACGCCGCCCACUGUGGUGCGGAAAGUGGGAAACUCCUCGUUUUACUCGCCGCUGAUCAGCGUUACGCGUCGCAUUUCGUUCACCAGUGGACAGAGGACGCCCAAAGCGGUCACAGCGGAGGACGCUGACGAGGAUGGGGAGCUGGAGGCCAGCCGCAGUCGCCUGUUUAAUCAAUUGGACAGCAUGAAGCUGGACGAUGACGCAGAGGAGGAUAAAGAUACUACCAUCGAGUCGACCACGCCGCCACGUCCGGCCAUUCGACGCCGCAGGCGCUUGGCUCGCAAGCCCAAGCCCGAGCCGGAAGAGCUGUCGGCCAGCGAGGAUGAGGAUGUGAAGGAGCCACUGCCGCCGUACAACAACGAGACCGUGUAUCUGGGCGAGGCCCCACCGCCCUACAACAAUGAGACAGUGACCUUCGGUGGCAGCGGCGACCCGGAGGAGACACUGCUCCCUGGCCUGCUUUCCCCGUUGCGCGUGCACUCCGCUGUUCGCUUCACGGCGAGCACGAGCACACCCAAGGGCAGAAGCAAGCCAACGAAGAGGGCGCACAGGACACAGCCCGCGCCAGUGGAGAGCUGGAUGGCCGAUCAGCGCUGGAACGUGGACCAGGAGGUGAUGUGCACCCUCCAGCACAAGUCCAUCGCCCAGGAGGCGUACAAGAACUUCACCAUCACCACCAGUGCCGUCUCCAAGCUGGUCCGCCAGCUGCAGCAGCAGUCGCUGGCCCUGCAGGCGCACUUCGAGCGCAGCGAGCGAGUGCUCGGUGGAAUGCAGGCGACCACCCUGCCGGAGGCUCUGACCGGAGCUGGACAGCUCCUAGGGCACCUCGACGACUUCGUUGGCACUCUGGAGCGGCGGGCCAUCUUCUUUAAUGAGGCGCGUGUGGAGCGACGGCGCUACGAGCAGCAUCUCGAGCAGAUCCGCACGGUGAGCCGGGACACGCGGUAUUCCCUAGAGCGCCAGCACUACAUCAGUCUGGAGUCGCUGCUGGAGGACGUGCAGCUGCUGAAGCGGCACACUCUGAUCACGCUGCGCCUGAUAUUCGAGCGCCUGGUGCGCGUCCUUGUGCUGAGCAUCGAGCAGAGCCGCUGCGACCUGUUGCUGCGUGCCAACAUCAAUAUGGUGGCCACGCUGAUGGGCAUCGACUACGACGGCUUCGCCUCUCUCUCGGACGCCUUCGUCCAGAACGAGGCUGUGCGCACCCUGCUCGUCAUCGUGCUGGACCACAAGCACAGCUCUGUGCGCGCCCUCGCCCUUCGUGCACUGGCCACCCUCUGCUGUGCGCCCCAGGCCAUCAAUCAGCUGGGCGGCUGCGGCGGCAUCGAGAUCUUGCGCGAUAUCCUACAGGUGGAGGCCGCUGGGGAGCGGGGCGCCAUCGAGAGGCGCGAAGCAGUCUCUCUGCUGGCCCAAAUCACUGCCGCCUGGCACGGACCUGAGCACCGGGUGCCCGGCCUGAGGGACUGCGCCGAGUCCCUAGUGGCCGGUCUGGCCGACCUUCUCCAGCCCGACUGCUGUGCCCAGACCCUGCUGCUGUGCGCUGCGGCCUUGAACAACCUGAGCCGCAUGGAGGUCACCUCCCACUACUCCAUCAUGUCCAACGAGGCAAUAUUCCGGCUGAUAGCCACGCUGGAGCACCAGAGCUGUGGCAUCAGUGUGUUCCUCUAUGAGCAAAUCGUUGGGAUGCUGCACAACAUGUCGCUGAACAAGAAGUGCCACAGCCACUUGGCCAACGGCACCAUCAUAAAUUUCAUCACGUCCGUUUACCAAACGGAAUUCUACAAGACCUAUGGAUCACGUGCCGAAUGCGAUGCCCAGCGCCGCAGCAUCAAGACCAUUCUGCACACUCUGACGCGUCUGGCCAACGAUUCGCCCACCCUUGGCGCCGAGCUGCUGGAGCAGUGGCAUCUGCCCGAUUUGCUGCGUCAAUCUCUGGCCCUGCCAAAAUCCUCAGGCUACGGCUCCCCCCCUGCUGCUGCUGCUGCUUCUGCCGAUUCUGCUGGUCAGUUGGAUGGCAGCUAUGCGGGGGAUAUAUCGCAAUUGGCGCGACAUUUACUGAAGGCACAUAAGCAGGAGCAGCUGCUGUUGGUCAGUGGAGCCGCAUCCCCAGCCACGGCCACGGCCACAGGAACCUUCAGCAGUAGCCAUCAGACGCCUGAGGCACAGACCAGCUCCAACUGCAGCUCCAACUCCAAUUCUGUGUCGAGUGCCAGAACGAAGGCGUCGUCGUCGCUGCUCAAAUUCAAUUUAACACGUCAGGAGAGUUUCGUCUAGUUUUCACCACCUGAGGAGGAGGUGCCCAGACCCGGACCGGACCCACCCGCAUGGGCGCCUUUGGGCACGUCCUUCGGACAGAAGCAGGAAGCUCAGACGUGCGUCAAGUGUUAUUACUUUGUCUAGGAUGUUGCGUGACCAGCUUGGACCCCCUCUCCGUCAUCGUGCUCUGCUCCUCCGCGGCUGUGGACUUGUGGAUGUAAACCAAGUAAUUUUUAUAUUUCCACUCAAGCAAGCAGAUCCAAACGAGAGCCUCAGAGAGAGCGUGAGAGAGGGAAAUGCCAGAAUAAAUAGAAAUACAAUUUUUGUGUAGUUUUCGUUUAUUUUUUUUGUCCCCUCGCCUUCGCAUUGUUUCUCGGGCAACACUUUGGCAUUUUUGUAAGCUUAAAGCAAAAAUGCUCUUAAAGUGCAUUCCUCUGUCGCUGUGGAUGCCCAGAUUUCUCUCUCAUUGUAUGUUUUAUUUAAUGCAAAUGGAACUUUGACAUUUUGCAUUCUCAUUGUAAAUAUUUUCAUAAGUCGACAGCACAACCUACCCUCCCCUCCCCAACCAUACAGCUGGCAAACUAAAAAAAGACCAAAAACCCAGAUAAUUCCUUAGUUAUAUGUACUCUAAGAUGUUCUUUGUGCCAAAUGCUUUGGAAUCCUUUGAGUAAAGGAAUUCCAAUCUAAAUGAUUUUUUUGUACUUAAAGCAAUUCUAUUGCAUAACUUUGUAACAUAAAUACCAUAAAUACAUACAUAAAUUUAUACACGCAUACAUAAAUAGGAAUAUUGCAUUGUAUUGCAGUACUCCCGCCACUGCAUUGAGGGCAUGGCUUAAGUCUAUUAUUACGCUUUGAUUACUUUGUAAUUUGACCAAUGGAAUAAACCUUUGACACAUUUAAA